AUGUCUCUGUGCUUGAGUGCACUGAGGCACAGGUCAAACAGAACCUCAGGUGAGAGUAACGAGAGUAACGAGAGACCUGCUCAGACUGUUAGUUCAUCCUUUCCAGCUCCGGAUGAACUGCGUCUGGUUCUGCUGGGAAGAACCGGUGCAGGGAAGAGUGCAACAGGAAACAGCAUCCUGGGAGAAGAUCGAUUUGAUGCUGAAGUGAGCAUGAGUUCAGUCACUAAAGAGUGCAGGAGAGAACGUGGAACAGUGGAAGGACGAAAGCUGGUUCUUGUGGACACACCUGAUUUCACUGACUCAGAUCAAACACUUGAGGAAAUACAGAGUUGCCUGGCCUUGAGUUCUCCUGGUCCUCACGCAUUUCUGCUCGUCGUACCGAUAGAUCGAUAUACAGAGGAGCAGCAGCGCACCGUAGACAUGAUUCUGGAGAUGUUCAGUGAAGAUAUCGAUCGUCACAGCGUCCUGAUAUUCUCACACACCGCCGACAAACUCAGAGGAGAAUCCAUCGAAAGGUUCGUUUUGAAACAAAAUCGAAAAGUUCGGGACCUCGUGAAGAGAUUUGGGAGGCGCUUCGUGGCCUUCGACAACACAAACCCUACAAACCCAGAACAAGUGAGUCGACUCCUGCAGAAAGUGGACGAGCUGCUGGCUGUGAAUGAGAACCGUCACUUCACUAAUGAAGUUACAGAAGCAAUGCAGGAAGCCCAGAAGAUAAUAGAAGAGAGAAUGCAAGCAGAAUCUGCUGAAAGAACGAGGAAAAUCAAGGAGGAGGUCAAGAAAAUGGCUGAUGCUCGUUGGCGUGCGUUCAUUUCUGACGUCAAUGAAGAGAGGCAAGAAACUGAACGAAGAAAGAAACGCAUUCAAGUCAGGAUUGAUCGGAUUGAGACGGAUAUCGAGAAGGAAAAGCAGAACGUGCGACCGAUCCCAGCGAGACUGAGACGAUUCAGACCAUCUCUGAACAGAGAGCAGCAGAACAUGAGACGACUAGAAGAAAGAAGAACGGAGGAGGAUAGGGCGAGAAUUAAAAGAAAAGAGAAUGAAAAGAAGGACUUAAAGAUCUGGAUCCAAGAAGAGGAGCAGAGGAGACUGAGCGAAGGAGGACAGAACAAUCUACUUUUUUCCUUUUUCAGUAAAAACAAACGUUGCAUAUUUGGCCUUCUUGUCUUUUUGCUGGGGUUAAUGCUUGGAUUUGCAAUCUCGCACACAGAAUUUGUUCUUUGGUCAGAAGAAAACAGAAGAGAAGAGUCAAAUGCUCAGCCAAACUCUUGGAUUUCACAUAUUUUUAAAUUUUUAAUUUCAGAGGACAGUGCAGGCUAGAGAGAAUCCUCAAAUCUGUUAAGAAAGAUUAAAUUUACUGUUAAAACUAUUGUCCUCAAGAUAUCCAAAAUAACUUUUUUCACAAUGUACAUUUUAGUCAUUUUCUCUUUUGAUUGCAUAUACUUUUAAAUUAAAAUGUUAUAGUUUAGUGGGUUGUUUACUUGAUUUUUCUACACUUUUUUCCUUGUGUUGGUACAUUUAGUACAUAUUUUCAUAUGUAGGCUACAUAUGUUAAUCUAAAUGAAUGGAAUGCAUAUCAGUUGAAUGCGUAUGUAAUCUCUGGACUUUAUUGUGCAAUAAUGUAACAUAAGGUAUGUUGCAUAUUUAAUUACUAUUGAUUACAUUGUAUAGGACGAAAUGAUGAAAUAUGUUUUGAAAAAGCAACUGUUUGGUUUCCGGGUUCUUGUUUUUAAAUGACAGAGCAAAUCAAACCAUUUACACUGCAGUAACAAAGAAGUUACAAAAAAUACCUUGUUUCAUGUACAUAAACUAUGGUAACGCUGUUAUAUUCUAUAAAGUGCUUUGGAGUAAUAUGUAACUACCAGGAUAAUAAUUCUGAUGCUCAUAGCCUAUGUCAAAGUACAGAGCAUCAUGAUGUUAGACUUUUUAAAAAUUAAAAUCCUCAUAAAAAGGUUUUCUGACACGUG
Cyprinus carpio (common carp) is the source of this 1967-nucleotide messenger RNA. Its product is annotated as GTPase IMAP family member 7-like. The coding region runs from base 1 to 1320 and encodes 439 amino acids. Gene Ontology annotation, molecular function: GTP binding. The record is from RefSeq and is a predicted model, not a curated record. Lineage: Eukaryota; Metazoa; Chordata; Actinopteri; Cypriniformes; Cyprinidae. The transcript has 2 exons.